Misgurnus anguillicaudatus (oriental weatherfish) is the source of this 6081-nucleotide messenger RNA. Lineage: Eukaryota; Metazoa; Chordata; Actinopteri; Cypriniformes; Cobitidae. The record is from RefSeq and is a predicted model, not a curated record.
GAGUGAAGAGAUCUUGCGUUUGAGUUCGGCUGGACCUUUAUUGCCUCGUGACGGCUCAGCUGAACCGAAGAGAAGUGAAUGAUUCUGUCCAUCAUGGGGAUAAAAGAGAAAAAGUUUUGUUUCUGUGCACAGAUUGUGAUGUUAACCCUUGUAGCAUGCACUUCCUCAGUUCAGUCCGGAUCCUUGUUUUGUCCUACAUCUUCCCUCUCACCCCAAACACCAACUUCUGUUCAUUCUCUGAGGCCUGCUGAUGUGUCUGUGAUAUCUGCUUUGUUUUUGUCUGAUGUGGAAAGAUCUGAUGAAAUUAAUGCCCUGAACAUUCUGUUAGAAAUAUUCUUCACCUUUAACCCUAAUGUGUCGUGUUUUGUACCCAAGCAGAGGAGCAUCAUGGAUCAAACCGAGAUCAUCACACAGUCCCUCAGCUCCACUCAGUGGAAGCUGCUCUUGUUUUUUGUACUGGUUGAUGAGCCGUGCGUAUGUGAAGGCCAGGACAUCGAAGCAAGUCUUAAUGAAACCGUGAGCCGAGUGGAGAAUGAACUAAGCAGCCUUCACAAGCAGUUGAAACACACACUCGUUCAUGUUGUUGUUUGGGGUCGACUGCCAACUUCUGAGUCUCCUAGCCGAGAUUGUCAGUGCCAGUGUGAGGAGGAAUACAGUAUAAACAGACGCAGGCUGAACACUGUAACCCUCAUGGCUUCAUUGCAGGAAUCUCUCAGUGCUGUUUUAAAGAUCAACGGUUGGUUUAGCAAACAGGAAGAUUUCAGUGUGAUGCUUCAAUCCAGCCCAGUGCACAUUGAUCUGUCAGCUUCAAUGAAAGCCGCUACACUUGACGUCAGCAAACAGGCUUUACAGCUGUGGUUAAAUUUGUUGCAGGCAGUGACAAACAAGACUGAGAUGGAGGGUCUCGGCUAUAUUCCGUGCCCUGCGGAGGAAAAGCCGUACUUGCGAACACAACAAAACUCACCUGAACCGGAAGCAGAUGUCCUGACUCUAGACCCGGUGAUGGGGACUAAGCUCCCCUGUGAGGACCGAUCUCCAUCUCCCACUGUUCCCACCUCAGUUCACUACCUGAGGCCAGCGGAUAUCAAAGUGGUGGCAGCGAUUGGGGAUUCAUUGACUACAGGUAAUGGGGUGGGCGCAGCACAAAACGAUCAGCUGGGUUUGAUCACACAGUACCGCGGCCUAUCGUGGAGCAUCGGCGGCGACAAGGACUUAUCAUCUGUGACAACUUUACCAAAUAUUUUGAAGGAGUUUAACCCUUCGCUCGUGGGCUAUUCAUUGGGAGAAGGAGAUGAGAAGUCUGCACAAAGUUUUCUGAACCAAGCGGUAGCCGAAGCCAAUUCUGAUGAUCUGGUUAAUCAAGCUUGUGCUGUCAUUUCAAGAAUGAAAUCCGACUCCCGUAUCGAUUUCCAGAACGAUUGGAAGCUUAUCACGGUCUAUAUUGGAGCACGGGACAUGUGUGACUUCUGCUCUGAUACUGUAUAUUUUUCUCCUGAUAACUUUGGAAGGCGUAUACGUGAAGCUCUGGACAUAUUACACAGUGAGGUACCUCGUGCACUGGUGAAUCUGGUGGAGCUUAUGAACGUGGUCCCACUGCGUCGCCUGCAUCAGGACCUCAGCAUCGGCUGUCCCACCUGGAUGUCCAAGAUGGUGUGCCCAUGUGUGCUUGAACCUGAAGACGGAUCUUAUGAAGUUCAGAGGAUGGAGGAUUUCAAUAAAGCCUAUCAGCGUGUUAUGGUGGAGCUGGUUGAGUCGGGACGAUAUGAUACACAUGAGAACUUCACCGUAGUUUUGCAGCGAUUCUUCAGAAACGUGUCUCUCCCUUUGAUGAAGGACGGAAGACCUGACCGUUCCCAUUUCUCUCCCAACUGUGUUCAUCUCAGUCAAAAAUCUCACACUUUAAUGGCACAAGCUCUCUGGAAUGACAUGCUGCAGCCCUUGGGUAAUAAAACCGAUUAUACUCCUGAUGUCCCUUUGGUAUGCCCUGAUGAGUCCAUCCCUUUUUUAAGGACCUAUCUCAACAGCAAUUACACAUACGAAACCCCGCCUCCCACUCCUUCACCGCCCACUAACUGGGGAAGUGACUUCUCAUGUGAGGACACAGAACCCUCUGAAAGUGUGCCAAUAUCAGUUCACAGACUGCGCCCAGGUGACAUUAAAAUAGUCGCAGCUUUGGGAGAUGCAGUCACUGUCGGCUUCGGUGUAAAGGCUAUAAACCUUCUGCAGUUAUUCAAUAAUGAGCGAGGGGUCUCAUGGAGCAUUGGUGGAGAUGAAACACUGGAAACGGUUACCACAUUGCCGAACAUCCUUAAGAAGUUCAAUCCAAGUGUUUUUGGCUUCUCAAAGGGAACAAAUGAGCAAACCAAAGGCUUCAAUGUGGCUGUAACAGGAGCCCAAGCAAGAGAUGUACCAGAGCAAAUGAGGGAUCUCAUCACAGCUUUAAACAGUAGUGAUAAAGUGAACUUUGAAGAGGAUUGGAAGCUGGUGACACUGUUUAUCGGGAUAAAUGACCUUUGCCUGCACUGUCAUGACCCGGAUUCACUGUCUCCUCAGAAGUACAUUGGUCACAUCGCUGAAAGUCUAGACAUGUUAUACAAUGAGGUUCCUAGAGUCCUGGUAAAUCUUGUGGAAAUCCCUGAGAUGAAGGAUUUUCAUUUGGUACACAAAAACACGUUGGGAUGCAGCCUCGUGCAUGAGAGCAUGUGUCCAUGUUUUCUGGACCCGGAAGAGAAAUCUCCAGAAAUGAAGAAGAUCAACAGGGAAUUCCAGACGGAGACUGAAAGGCUGGUAUAUGGGGGUCGGUAUGAUGGCAGAGAGGACUUUGCAGUGGUGUUGCAGCCCUUCUUUAAAAACAGUGUUAUCCCAAUGACUGAGGAUGGCACACCUGACCUAAACAACUUCUCUGUGGACUGUGCUCAUUUCUCUGAACGUGCACAUGCGGAAUUUGCCAUUGGACUCUGGAACAACAUGCUGGAGCCUGUGGGGAGUAAACUAACCUAUCAUGAUUUCACACACGAUCGCAGUAAGAUCCAUUGUCCCACAAAGGAGCAUCCUUUCAUCUUUACAAUAUUAAACAGUGUGAGCGGCAACUCUGGAGUAUCGACAACUGCCGUCCCCAAUACACAGCCUACACAGGCACUCCAGCCCCUCUUGAUUGUGGAAAUAAAAGAAUCUGAUGAAAUUAAAGCCUUGAACAUGCUGUCAGAAAUUUUCUUCACCUUUAACCCUGAUGUGUUGUCUUUUGUACCUGAGCAGAGGAGCAUCAUGGAUCAAGCAGAAAGCAUCACACAGUCCCUCAGCUCCACUCAGUGGAAGCUGCUUUUGUUUUUUGUACCGGUUGAUGAGCCGUGUGCAUGUGGAGGCCAGGACAUCAGUGCAACUCUUAAUGAAACUCUGAGCCGAGUGGAGAAUGAACUAAGCAGCCUUCACAAGCAGUUGAAACACACACUCGUUCAUGUUGUUGUUUGGGGUCGACUGCCAACUUCUGAGUCUCCUAGCCGAGUUUGUCAGUGCCAGUGUGAGGAGGAAUACAGUAUAAACAGACGCAGACUGAACACGGUAAUCCUCAUGGCUUCAGUGCAGGAAUAUCUUGGUGCUGUUUUAAAGUUCAAUGGUUGGUUUAGCGAACGGGAAGAUUUCAGUGUGAUGCUUCAAUCCAGCCCAGUGCACACUGAUCUGUCAGCCUCAAUGAAAGCCGCUACACAUGACUGCUCACAAGACGGCUCACAUGACGUCAGCAAACAUGCUUUACAACUGUGGUUAAAUCUGUUGCAGCCAGUGACAGACGAGACUGAAAUGGUGGGGCUCGGCUAUCUUCCGUGCCCUGCGGAGGAAAAGCCUUACUUGCGAACACAACACAACUCACCUGAACUAAAAGCCGAUCUCCCCAUUCUAGACCCGGUGAUGGGGACUGAGCUCCCCUGUGAGGACCGAUCUCCAUCUCCCACUGUUCCCACCUCAGUUCACUACCUGAGGCCAGCGGAUAUCAAAGUGGUGGCAGCGAUUGGGGAUUCAUUGACGGCAGGUAAUGGGGUUGGUGCAGCACAAAGCGACUUGCUGGGUGUGAUCACUCAGUACCGUGGCCUAUCAUGGAGCAUCGGCGGGGACAAGAACUUAAAAGCUGUGACAACUUUACCAAAUAUUUUGAAAGAGUUUAACCCUUCGCUUGUGGGCUAUUCACUGGGAGAAGGAGAUGAGAAUUCUGAACAAAGUUUUCUGAACCAAGCUGUAACCGAAGCCAAUUCUGAUGAUCUGGUCAAUCAAGCUCAUGCUGUCAUUUCAAGAAUGAAAUCCGACUCCCGUAUCGAUUUCCAGAACGAUUGGAAGGUUAUCACGGUCUAUAUUGGAGCACGGGACAUGUGUGACUUCUGCUCUGAUACUGUAUAUUAUUCUCCUGAUAACAUUGUGAAGCAUAUACGUGAAGCUCUGGACAUAUUACACAGUCAGGUACCUCGUGCGCUGGUCAAUCUGGUGGAGCUUCAAUACAUAAUCCCACUGCGUCACCUGCAUCAGGACCUCAGCAUCGACUGUCCCACCUGGCUGUCCAAGAUGAUGUGCCCAUGUGUGAUUGAACCUGAAGAUGGGUCUUAUGAAUUUCAGAGAUUGGAGGAUUUCAACAAAGCCUACCAGCGUGUUAUGGUGGAGCUGGUUGAGUCGGGACGAUAUGAUACCCAUGAGAACUUCACCGUAGUUUUGCAGCCGUUCUUCAGAAACGUGUCUCUCCCUUUGCUGGAGGACGGAAGGCCUGACCGAUCCCUUUUCUCUCCCGACUGUGUUCGUCUCAGUCAAAAAGCUCACACUUUAAUGGCACAAGCUCUCUGGAACAACAUGCUGCAGCCCUUGGGUAAUAAAACCGAUUAUACUCCUGAUGUCCCAUUGAUAUGCCCUGAUGAGUCCAUCCCUUUUUUAAGGACCUAUCUCAACAGUUAUUACACAUACGAAAUCCCGCCUCCCACUCCUUCACCGCCCACUAACUGGGGAAGUGAUUUCUACUGUGAGGACACAGAACCCUCUGAAAGUGUGCCAACAUCAGUUCACAGACUGCGCCCAGGUGACAUUAAAAUAGUCGCAGCUUUGGGAGAUUCAAUCACUGUCGGCUUGGGUGUAAAGGCUAAAAACCUUCUGCAGUUAUUCAAUGAGGAGCGAGGGGUAUCCUGGAGCAUUGGUGGAGAUGAAACAUUGGGAACGGUUACCACAUUGCCAAACAUCCUUAAGAAGUUCAAUCCAAAUGUUUUCGGCUUCUCAAAGGGAACACAUGAGCAAACAAAAGGCUUCAAUGUGGCAGUGUCAGAAGCCCAAGCAAGAGAUGUACCAGAACAAGUGAGGGAUCUCAUCACAGCUUUAAGCAGUAGUGAUAAAGUGAACUUUGAAGAGGAUUGGAAGCUGGUGACACUGUUUAUCGGGAUAAAUGACCUUUGCCUGCACUGUCAUGACCCGGAUUCUCUGUCUCCUUGGAUGUACAUUAGUCACAUCACUGAAAGUCUAGACAUGCUAUACAAUGAGGUUCCUAGAGUCCUGGUAAAUCUUGUGGAAAUCCCUGAGCUGAAGGAUAUUCGUUUGGUAAACAACGACACUUUGGGAUGCAGCCUCGUGCACAAGACCAUGUGUCCAUGUUUUCUGGACCUGGAAGAGAAAUCUCCAGAACUGAGAGAAAUGAAGAAGAUCAACAGCGACUUUCAGAUGGAGACUGAAAGGCUGGUAUAUGGGGGUCGGUAUGAUGGACGAGAGGACUUUGCAGUGGUGUUGCAGCCCUUCUUCAAAAACAGUGUUGUUCCAAUGACUGAGGGUGGCACACCUGACCUAAACUUCUUCUCUGUGGACUGCGCUCAUUUCUCUGAACGUGGACAUGCUGAAAUGGCCAUUGGACUCUGGAACAACAUGUUGGAGCCUGAGGGAAGUAAACUAACCUAUCAUGAUUUCACACACGACCGCAGUAAGAUCCAUUGUCCCACAAAGGAGCAUCCUUUCAUCUUUACAAUGUUAAACAGUGUGAGCGGAGUAUCGACAACUGCCGUCCCCAAUACACAUCCUACACAGGCACCCCAGCACCCCUUGAUUAAACAAAUAAAAGGUUGACUUAAA